Molecule: messenger RNA, 5437 nt
Organism: Numida meleagris (helmeted guineafowl)
Lineage: Eukaryota; Metazoa; Chordata; Aves; Galliformes; Numididae
Gene: COLEC11
Product: collectin subfamily member 11
Exons: 7
Coding region: 2378-3211 (277 amino acids)
Source: RefSeq, a predicted model, not a curated record
AAAUAUUCUCAUAGCUGUGUCAGCAUGGUGUAUAACCUGAGUUUGAAGGCUGAGAGAAUGUCCAGUUGUGGACUGAGCUGAGAUGGCUGAUCUAGGUUGCGUGCAUUUCUUGUAUAUGCAAGCCUCUGAGGGUUGUCCCUCCACCAACGAGGGUGGCUGAAAGACUUAUGUACCAGCUCUUGCACUGCUACAGUUUGCAGGCUGGCCUAUUAAUGAAUAAUGUUCACUCAGUAGCCAAGAGCUACUGAGGCUGAAUAUGGAAGGGCCAUGGAAAGGGACAGAGCUAGGUACAGAAGCUGGAAAGUGGACGCUUGAGCUGCUCUGGCAUGGCCUGGGCAGCAGCACCCCAAUCUGCCCAUAGUCCAGCUCAGGUGAGGCGCUAGCAUGGCCGUGCAGCCUCUGGUCAGCUUUCUGUGGCUGAGGGAUGCUCUUGUCCAGCAAUAAGAGGAGUGCACCCCUUUUAUUCUCCUAGUUGAAACAAAACGAUAUUCUUAUUUUCUCUUUUUUUUCCUAAAUGAACACACUUCCAUUACAUCUAUAGUGUUUGGCCUUCGCUUUUGAACUCUGGGCAUUUACAUUUAUUCUUCACUUCUCUGCCCAGUGUUUAAUUUUACCUUUCCUAACUUUCCCUGAAAUGGCUUUCUCCCUUGAAUUCUGUUUCUGGCCUCGGUUAUUUGCCUGUUUAUAUAGGGAGAGUAGAUAUGUAUGUAAAUGGCUGUUGCCUUUGCAAUCGUAAUGUGAUCUUCAAAGGCUUGGACUGCGGUCACUUGGCUGCAUUCUUUACAUCAAACGUUUCUCUCAGCAAGCUGCUGCCAGUGGAGUGCUGCAAGGGCCCAGUCCUGGUAAUUGCCUUCUGAUCCUGCUCUGCUAACAGUGCUUGUACGCAUGAGACUGCUUUCAAGUUAGAGCUGUGCAGCGCAUAUGCAGUUAUGUUUGUUCCACAAUUUUCUCAUUUUUAUUGAUGUCAUCUGGAAGUGAGCAUCAGCUCCUAAUGUCUUAUGACUGUUUGGUGUGCGUUGAAAUACAGAAGCUGAUAGUGAUGGAGGAGAGUUAGCCAGGUUUUAGCCUGAACUGACAACAAGAGUGGUAUAGGAAAGGCUCUGCCCUUACAAAGGGAGUUCCUGAAUGUGAGGCACUGCUACCUCUGCACUGCUGUGACAGCUGCAGUACCACUGCUGUCUUGUUUGUGCCCUUGCUGCCUGUUGAGCUACAGCCUCUGUGGAGGUGGGGGUGUGCUGGUUGAACAAAUUUUCUCCUCCAGAAGACCGAUGGAUUGCUCUGCUAAUAGUACCCUUCCCUCAUCAGCAAAGUUGCUCAGCUCUGAGGUGGUGGAGCUUGAAGUAGGAGCCCUGGUGGGAAGGAGGCUGAAUACCCCAGGACUAGGAGGGGAGUGCUGGGGGAGGUCUGUUAUGGGAGAGAGGGAAAAGUACAUCAACUGGCAUUGCAACCUGCACAACAUGAAAUCCUCAAUGGAGAGGACCUGUACCUCUCCGAGGGCAAAUCAGAAGGCCAGCAAACACUUGCAUAUGAUGCUUUCACAGCUUUCUCUAGUUCCACAGUCCAAAAUCUUGAUGAUGUUCUGAUUUCUAUUUUGGGGACUGUAUAAGAUCAGCUGAUUAAGAGGAAAAAUAGUUGUACAAAUGCUUAGAAGCUAUAGUGAAGGAUUUCUGAAUAUUUUUUUCUCCUUUUCUCACUGAUGCAAAAUGAUAUCAAAAAGUAUUCUCAAAAACCAGACAAUGUGGGUAACAACGUUAAUGUUGUGGAGUGUUGAGUCAGCUCUGAAAGUUGCGUAUUUUUUACUCAACAAGAAUGCUACAGCCAACUGCAAGAAUAGGGAGAGUUUCAGUAAGGAAAACAUGUUAAUUUUCCACAUAAUGUGAUCAUAUUCAAGGCUGCACACUGUGUGUUUUUACUAUCAGUUGUUAGAAAUUAAGCAAAAGAGGGAAAGUACUGUAAAAGCUCAGUGUGCAUGCAUAACUUAGAGCCGCAUAGAUCUAAAUGGUUAAAAAGGGGUUCUCUGUUAGAGAGGAGGAGGGGAGAGUAAGAGUGCAUUCCCAAAAAAGUACAUUCCCAAAAUAAGAAGCUUACAUCAUGGACCUCUUCAGCUUUCCCACACUUCUUUCCUAAUUAUUGUCCUGCAGGACAGCUGAUCUAUUUCAAACAGGAAGCUGUUUACAGAUAACACUUGCAACUGUGUUGUCUGAUUUGUUGAACUGUCGAAAAGCAAAAGACAACCUCUUUCAAAUUAAAAACUGUCAGACUUCUGUAAACAGCAGCAAUGAGGUUCAUCUGUGCAGUGUCCCUGCAGGCACAGAGUGUUCUGCAGUUCCCAUUUUCUCAGCAACCGUAAGGAGUCAGUGACCUGUAAGUGCUCAUUAUGAAGAGAGAUCUGGUUUUCUUGGUGACUCUAAUUAGCCUUGCCUUCCUGUCACUGCUAAGGUCUGGAUAUCCUCAACAUAUUGCAGAGGAGUCCUGCUCUGUUCAGAUUCUUGUCCCAGGCCUCAAAGGGGAGGCUGGAGAAAAGGGGGAGAAAGGCGCUCCGGGUCGUCCAGGCAGAGUUGGCCCUCCAGGAGAAAAAGGAGAAAUGGGAGACAAAGGACAGAAAGGCAGCAUGGGACGGCAUGGAAAAAUUGGUCCUAUUGGUUCAAAAGGUGAAAAGGGAGAUAAUGGUGACAUUGGACCACCAGGUCCUAAUGGUGACCCAGGCAUCCCCUGUGAGUGUAGCCAGCUAAGGAAGGCUAUUGGUGAAAUGGAUAUCCAAGUGGCCCAGCUGACAACAGAACUAAAAUUCAUAAAAAAUGCACUGCCCUCCCCCGCAGCUGUUGCUGGUGUGCGUGAGACAGAUAAUAAGAUUUAUCUGCUGGUGAAGGAAGAAAAAAGGUACAAGGAAGCCCAGCUCUACUGCCACGGAAGAGGAGGGACGCUGAGCAUGCCCAAGGAUGAGAAUGCCAACAAUCUGAUCGCUUCAUACAUCAACCAAGCUGGGCUCACCAGAGUUUUCAUUGGGAUUAACGACCUAGAGAAAGAGGGAAAUUUUGUCUAUUCUGACCGAUCACCCAUGCAGACCUUCAACAAGUGGCGCAGUGGGGAGCCCAACAAUGCCUAUGAUGAGGAGGACUGUGUGGAAAUGGUGGCAUCUGGAGGGUGGAAUGACGUUGCUUGUCAUAUUACCAUGUAUUUUGUGUGUGAAUUUGAUAAAGAAAAUGUGUAAGCUUGUCUGUUCUUUAUUUUACGAAAAGUUUUUAAGCAGGUUGUAUAAGUUAGCCCAUGUUUAUAGAGUACAAGUAAUAUUUUACAUGUAUGUGACAUCAGUGUUGUACAGCUGUAAAUACAAUUUAGGUAUUUCAAAUAUCGGUAUUUACCCUUCAGAAGGGAAGAGCACUGAUGAGCAAGAUAUAGAUUGUUUUUUCAAUAGGAGAAUGUAUGUACUUAGAGAAAACUGUUGUUUGGGGCUAAAUUCUGCCCUCAAAACAUUUAACGCAUGUGAUUGCAUGAGUGAAAGGGAAGGCAGAAUUUGGCCUCUAGUUUUUAGAGUGAUUAUUUCUGAAGAAAUAGAUUCUUAACGUUCUUUUAUCUUAGCAAAUUUAAUAGUUAUAAGUGUUAAUUGCUUGUAGUGCUACAGGGAUAUUCCAGCAAGAAGGCAAAUAAUUUGUAUACUCCAGAUAAUUAGCAGAAAUAUUACUGUAAGUUUUUUUUGGAUGUAAGGGUGUUACAACUCUAUUUCUUUUUUUUUUUUAAAUAGCCAAAGCAAGUCAACAAAUCAAGAGUCCCGCCAAUUUUGUAAAGUUUCUUUAUUAAAAUGUUCACAGAUAUAUAAUGAGGAGGCUCUUUAGUAAACUGAGUUUUAGUGCUGAGAGAGGAUUAGCUUCAUGUAAUUCAAUACUGAAAGAGGGAUCCAUGCCAGACGAGUGCUUUGGGGUUGGGUAAAGGUAAAAGUAAGAUUUUGGUUUUCUGCUAUCUUUAGUUGAAAACAAUUCAGUGAAUAAACUAUUUAAAGCCCCAAAUAAUUUUUUUAAGUGAAAGUGUUUCCCAUUUGUUAGAGAUGAUCUUGGUACAUCAUCUUACAAACAAACAAACAAAAUACCGACCCUCCACAGUUUAAGGCAAACUACAUAAGUAGACAACAAAUCUCACAGAAGUGGUUUAGCUAAUAGCUUGUUUUGGCAGGAAAACAGCCUACAUGGUUCCUCAGAUUGUGGGAGUGACCUCCUGAAAAGCAGCAACAUUUUCCAAAAUUCUCCUGUUUAUGUAAAUAGCAGUAAUGUCAUUUUGCACAAAUAAUUUUUGUACUCAAUUUGCAAUUGCAUAUGAUGGAAAAUGUGAUGUAUAUUUUAAGAAGUCAGCAACAUAAUUUCACAAAAGAAAUGAUGAAUUGCUUUGGAUCGUCCCAGGAACCAGUUGCAUGACAUCUUAUUCUCCUUGUUAGGCAUAGAAAGAUGACUACAAAAUCUCUGUUUUUUUCAGGAAUACUCUGCACAGUGUUUUAUGCUGAUUUUUAAGGAUAAAUGAUUCUUUGUAUGACAUAGCAAUCGAUAUACUUAUCUGAUAAUUAUGGGAGGUUGAUCUACAACCAGAUUGGAUGUGGCUUGUAGUUCCACAGAUUGCCCCACAGCAAGACAAGAUCAACUGAAAUCAACUCUACGGUGCCAUGGUACAUAACCAGUGAUCAGACAAUUCUGUUCAUAUCCACAGUCUAACAAUAUUUGAUGUGAUGCUAUUAUUAAAUACCUAAUAAAACAAACUAUUUUGUUUGAUAUAUUUAUUCUGUGAAUUUGAAUCCAUUAUACAUAUAUGUUUGAUAUUAGUUUUGAAGAUCAGUAGCAAAUUCCUAUAGUAUUUGAAUAUACCAUCUCCAGAGCAACCAUUCUAAUAAAUAGAUGGUCCUUUGACUGCUUCACCUGGUCCUUUGACUGCUUCACCUUCUUUCUUAAGAAGGUAGGUAUGACUCCUAUAUAUAAGGCUUUCUUCAGACUGUGUACUGAAAUCUAUUAAGCAAUGUGAAUAUUGUUCUACACCAAUACUCAGACUCUACAGAAUUUACAGUGGAAAAAAUAGUUGGUUAGAGUAGUGCCUUUUGAAUAUCAGGGUUAUUUCCUGCCUGCUAUAGAAAUCCUCAGAAACCCUUCAAAUCUCCAGCAUACUUCUGUCAAAUCAUUGCCUCUAUAUUAAAAACAGUCUAAGCCUGAGUUACAGAUAUCUGGAGUUCCCUCAUUAUGCACGUACUGAAGAUGCUGGUUGUUUUUCACUCUGGUUUUGAAAGCCUCUGCUGUAACGGUUGUUUUCCUCAGAAACAUCAAAAGAGACCUUUUGAAGAGGUGGGAAGCCUUUUCAGAUGUAUUUACCUGGAAGCCACACCAAAUUUGUAACCAUUGCCUGGAUGCGUAGAGCAGUCUGAAUUUCAAUUAAAAUAUGAAAAAUAAAGGAAAUGUAAAAACCA